This is a messenger RNA of Electrophorus electricus (electric eel), 6251 nucleotides long. It is a transcript of the gene ino80, whose product is annotated as INO80 complex ATPase subunit. NCBI's taxonomy places the organism in Eukaryota, Metazoa, Chordata, Actinopteri, Gymnotiformes, Gymnotidae. The record is from RefSeq and is a predicted model, not a curated record. Gene Ontology annotation, cellular component: nucleus; Ino80 complex. Gene Ontology annotation, biological process: DNA repair; chromatin remodeling; DNA-templated transcription. Gene Ontology annotation, molecular function: histone binding; DNA binding; ATP binding.
CCCUGCUCUCUCAGUUACUGAAAGUGGCCGCCUCUCUACUGUUGUCGACUCUACCCUCAGUCUCUCUCCUUGCUCAGAACCGCCAUUUUGGAGACAGAGAGCUGAGAGUCGGCAGCAGCAGAGACAGAGCGAAAAAGGGGGACACGGGGGACAAGUGUCACAAUUUCCGGAAGUCCAGAUCUUGGAACUAGCAAAGAUGACAUCUUGUUUUCCUAAGUGAGCGCCCCGUUGGGCGCUGGACUGUUUUUGUCUCCCUAUGGCCUCAGAGCAGGAUGGCCUGGGAGACUCGGGCCGCUCGCAGCUGGCCAAGCCGCUCCAUCUGCAGCGCCUGGAGCGCUCACUCCGGCUGGACGCCUUCCUCCGCCACGCCGCCGCCGUGUUCAAUCGAGACAUAUCCAGUGAUGACAGUGAUGAUGGUUUGGGUGAGGGGCCUUCGCUGGCCCCCUCUAACCCUCAUGCCCCCGUGCUGGUGGGAAAGGAGGAGCUUGACUCUGAGGAGUGUGCCAGGGGCUCGGGCUUGGGAGGAGCAGGAACAGAGUGUGGAACUAUCAAUGGAGCUCUGCUGCAGGGUGCGGAACCUGAACACAAAGCUGACAAAGGCAGUCUGUACAACUUCUCCAAGCUGAGGAAGAGCCGGAAAUGGCUAAAGGCCAUCUUGCUAAGUGACGACACCACAGAUUCGGACACGGACUCGGAUGAUUCUGAUUUUUCACUGUCCCGCGAGGAAUUGCAUGACAUGCUGCGGCUGCAUAAGUUCACCAGGUUGCACCAGAGCAAGUUUCAGGCUGACCGUGAGCUGCAACAAUAUCAGUUCUACAGCACAGGGCUUCUGUCCACCCAAGACCCAUUCUAUGAGCAACAGCGCCAUCUACUGGGGCCCAAGAAAAAGAAGAUUAAGGAGGAGAAGAAGUUUAAAGCCAAGUUAAAAAAGUUGAAGAAGAAGAAGAAACGAGGUGAGGAUUACUCCAUGGAGGGCCGGCCAUACGCCACCAAAAUAUUUGCCAAGUUCUCCCAUGAUGCACCUCUGCCCAUGACAAAGAAGAAGCACUUAACAGUCGAGCAAUUCAAUGCUCGUAGGCGAAAGGUCUGGCUCACCAUUGCCAAAAAAGAAAACCCUAAGGCAUUUAAACAGAAAGCCUCAGCGAAGAACUUUGUUUCAACCAAUGCCAAAAAGCUGGCCCACCAGUGCAUGCGGGAGGUGCGGCGGGCUGCUAUCCAGGCCCAGAAGAACUGUAAGGAGACACUGCCCCGGGCACGACGCCUCACCAAGGAGAUGCUGCUCUACUGGAAGAAGUACGAGAAGGUGGAGAAGGAACACCGGAAGCGUGCGGAGAAGGAGGCCCUAGAGCAGCGCAAACUGGACGAGGAGAUGAGAGAGGCCAAGAGGCAGCAGAGGAAGCUGAACUUCCUCAUCACACAGACGGAGCUGUAUGCUCACUUCAUGGGAGGCAAGCAGAGCAUGGCAGGGGGCGACAGCACGCAGGAGCAGAUCCUGCAGCAGCUGGAUGAGAGCUCAGCCCAGCGGCAGAUCGAUGUGGGGGGAGGCGUGAUGGUCAACGUGGGUCCGGAGGACUAUGACAGUGAAUACUACAAAUCUCAGGCCUUGAGGAAUGCAAAAGAAGCCUACCUAAUCCACCAGGCCAGGACGAGGCAGUUUGACGAGGAGGCGAAGGACAGCCGCUGCGCCUCGCUGCACGCCGCCUCCGCCUCGGGCUUCGGCGAGAGCUACAGCCUCUCCAACCCCUCCAUCAGUGCUGGAGAAGACAUCCCACAGCCCACCAUCUUCAACGGCAAGCUUAAGGGCUAUCAGUUGAAAGGCAUGAACUGGCUGGCUAACCUUUAUGAACAGGGCAUCAAUGGCAUCCUGGCAGACGAGAUGGGCCUCGGCAAAACGGUGCAGAGCAUCGCCCUGCUCGCCCACCUGGCGGAGAGGGACAACAUUUGGGGACCCUUCUUGAUCAUAUCUCCGGCCUCGACACUCAACAACUGGCACCAGGAGUUUGCUCGCUUCGUGCCGAAAUUCAAGGUGCUUCCAUACUGGGGCAACCCCCACGACCGCAAAGUAAUCCGAAAGUUCUGGAGUCAGAAAACCCUUUACACCCAGAAUGCCCCCUUCCAUGUGGUGAUCACCAGCUACCAGCUGGUGGUGCAGGACGUGAAGUACUUCCAGCGGGUGAAGUGGCAGUACAUGGUUCUGGACGAGGCCCAGGCUCUGAAGAGCAGCUCCAGUGUGCGGUGGAAGAUCCUGCUUCAGUUCCAGUGCCGCAAUCGACUUCUGCUGACAGGAACACCCAUUCAGAACACAAUGGCUGAGUUGUGGGCCUUGCUUCACUUCAUCAUGCCGACUCUGUUUGACUCUCACGAGGAGUUCAACGAGUGGUUCUCCAAAGACAUCGAGAGCCACGCCGAGAACAAGUCGGCCAUAGAUGAGAACCAGCUGUCCAGACUACACAUGAUUCUGAAGCCGUUCAUGCUUCGCAGGAUAAAGAAGGACGUAGAGAAUGAGCUCUCUGACAAGAUUGAGAUCUUGACGUAUUGCCAGCUGACGAGCAGACAGAGGCUGCUCUACCAGGCUCUGAAGAAUAAGAUCUCCAUCGAGGACCUGCUGCAGUCGUCCAUGGGCACGGCCCAGCAAGCCCACACCACCACCAGCAGCCUCAUGAACCUCGUCAUGCAGUUCCGAAAGGUGUGUAACCACUCCGACCUGUUUGAGCGGCAGGAGACGCGCUCGCCCUUCCACAUGUCUCUGAAGCCCUUCAUCAUGUCAAAGCUCCUCUUCCGGCACGGCCUCCUCCACACCUGCAGCCAGGGAAGAACCAAGCUACUACAGGUUCUGCUCUCCCCUUUCUCACCUCAGCACAUCCAGCAGUCAUUAUUCCACAGAAAAAGUGGCGAUGAGGGCAGCUCUUUCUCAUUCCUCCGCUUCAUCGACGUGACGCCGGCGGAGACGGCAAACAUCAUGCAGCGCGGCACUCUGACCAGAUGGCUAGCACUUUACCUCUCCUUCAAGUCGGCCUACCGGCUCCAUCACCGCCGGCUGUGGGACGAGGACGAAGAGGGCGGGCGCGGAGCAAACCCUGGGUCCCGCUGCCUCUCGAACCGAGACCUCAUCCUGUGGCCGGAUAGGUCCACGUCUUUCCCCAGCACACACACCAGCGCCGCCCUGCAGGACUUGGUCUUCACAGCCCAGAGGCCGUGGCUCUUCUCCCACGCAGACGUGCUGGUCCACGGCCGGCGUUUGCCCACCUCCACUCUCAGGCCCUGCCAGCCCGUCCAGCUUCCCAAGUUCCUCCUUGCAGCUGCACCCAGGGUGACGGCGGUCCCCAUGGAGUGCUACUGCGCGGACCGUAGCGCUGAGUAUGACUGGCGGCGGCUUCGCGACGGCGGGAGUCUCCCCGCUAGACAGUGCUUCCUGUACGGCUUGCCGGAGCUGGCGGUUGCCUGGGCCACGCGCGCCCACUCCUUCCACGCACAGAGCCCCGGCGGCCUGAUGGCUCUCCAGCCCAGACACGGCUGGUCCUUCAUCAGGAUCCCAGACAAAGAGAGCCUGAUCACGGACAGUGGCAAGCUUCACACCCUGGACCUGCUGCUGACGCGUCUCAAGUCCCAGGGCCACCGCGUCCUCAUCUACUCACAGAUGACCCGCAUGAUCGACCUGCUGGAGGAGUACAUGGUGUACCGCAAACAUACCUACAUGCGGCUGGAUGGCUCAUCCAAGAUUUCGGAACGCCGGGACAUGGUAGCGGACUUCCAGAGCCGGACGGAUAUUUUUGUCUUCCUUCUCAGCACAAGAGCGGGAGGUCUUGGGAUUAACCUAACUGCAGCAGAUACGGUGAUUUUCUACGACAGUGACUGGAACCCUACCGUGGACCAGCAGGCCAUGGACAGAGCUCACAGGCUAGGCCAGACCAAGCAGGUCACAGUCUACCGCCUCAUAUGUAAGGGCACUAUUGAGGAGCGUAUCCUGCAGAGAGCCAAGGAGAAGAGUGAGAUUCAAAGAAUGGUGAUCUCAGGUGGCAACUUCAAACCCGACACGCUUAAGCCCAAGGAGGUGGUCAGUCUGCUGCUGGAUGACGAGGAGUUGGAGAAGAAACUGCGCCUGAGGCAGGAGGAGAAACGGCAGCAGGAGGAGAGCAGCAAGGUGAAGGAGCGCAAGAGGAAACGGGAGAAGUACGCUGAGAAGCGGAAAAAGGAGGACGAUGUAGAGGGGAAAAGGAGGAAGGAGGGAGGGACCCUGGUCAUCCCCUAUGCCCCCUCCGCCGACAACUCCAACCUGUCGGCAGACGGCGAGGACUCGUUCAUCAGCGUGGACAUGGACUCGGCCAUGCCCAGCCCCUUCAGCGAGAUCUCCCUGAGCAGCGAGCUGCAGGCAGGCUCCCUCCCGGCCGACGAGAGCAGCAGUGACAUGCUGGUGAUCGUGGAUGAGCCGGCGUCCUCUGCCCCGCAGUCGCGUGCCACCAACUCGCCCGCCUCUGGCACCGGCUCCGUGUCGGACAACAUGAACGGCGUUUCUUCUCAAGACACAGCCAGCCCAGGCAGAGGGAGGUCCGGCCGGAGCCGUGGACGGCCCAAAGGUUCUGGAGGGGCGGGGAAGUGCUCAGGCCGGAAGGGCCGCGGGAGGAAGUCAACAGCAGGCAGUGCAGCAGCCAUGGCUGGAGCAAUGGCAGGGGCAGCGGCCGCCUCAGCUGCUGCGUAUGCUGCGUAUGGCUACAGUGUGUCCAAAGGUAUUGCUGCUUCUGGCCCAUUGCAGCCUUCUCUGGCCCGCUCCUCAGCUGCCACCUUCAUCCCUGUGGGUGCCUCUUCCUCCCAGGCUAAAGGGGGCACCAUGGGCCCCAGCUCGCAGAUGCUGGCACAUGGCAGCUCACACAUCCAUCACACUCCCUCCAAGAGAGGCAAAGGUCCAAGCAGUCAUGGGGGGCGGUAGCAGUGUGUGUGGAGAGGCUUGUUUUGUGCUUCUAGCUUGGCCAGUAAUGUUUGUCUUGGGGCAGGGCUCCCCACAUUUUAAGGGGAUUCCUACCCAACCCAAAACAUUUCACCAGCCCUGCUGUCACUGUGAACCUUUGCUUCGUUUCCCUGGUAUUUAGCAGUGGUCUUAACCCCAUAGAUCAAAGAGGAGAAUCUUAUUUGGGGAAGACUGGAAAUGGCAAGAAUGCUUGAAAUUUGAGGUAAAAUGCAAAUUCCUGUUUAUUUCAAAAAGUUUGUUUGUUAAAUAUAUUUGUUUUGUGAAGGACAAAAUAUUUUUGAGUACUAUGAGUAAGAAACAACCAAUAGCCGUAACACAUGAAAUAUUACGUGCACUGUGAGGUAGUAAAACAGCAUCAGAUGUUCUUGAGAACCCCUGCAAAACUCCAUCAUGCACUGAACAAAGGGCUGCCUAACAUGCUCUCCCCUUUCUGGAAUAGCAGUAAAUUCAGUCACUCUCCCAGUUAACCUUCGGUAUAAGUAAACAACUUGCUCUCCCAUCCAGUUUCAACAGUCUUGACAUUAAAACAGGUGCUGGUGUUUUAGUGAGUAAUAGUAGAAUAUGGAUUCAAAACUUUGCUCCUCUACUUGCACUUAAUCUGAUCCCAGUUAUGAAGGGCAUUGUGCAGUGGAGCAUGCAAAUUGCAGAGCUGUAGGGUAAAAUUUAUUUCAGCCCCUCGAACCGAAGAAGAUAAGACGUUUAUUAUGGACAGCUACAUGGAUUGUGUUCCAGGUUCAAAAUUAGCUAUAUAAAAUGCCAAACAGCCUUCUUUUUGUAAAGUUAUUUGCUGCAAAUUAGAUUUUGCCAUUAAAUACUAAUAUAUAUUUUGACCUGAAAGGAGAAAGAGUUCCAGGUAUUUUGUAGGGAGUGAAAAAAGUGGAGGGGAGCACUGCUUGAAAAUAUCACUACUCUGCUUGCUGUGGGGUCAGUUCUGACUUCAACUUCUCUGAUGGAUGUAAAAUGUAUCAUAGCUUAAGUUAAAAGUUGGUAAUUUAUGAAAUUUGUGCUACCUGUAUAUUGUAUUGAAGCCAUUUAUUUUUUAAAAGAUAAACAUGUUGAAAGUUCGUAAUUUUUGUGGGAUCAGUGAUUUUUGGGGAUUAUUUUGUCUCUAAAUGUGGUAAAAUUGUCCAGUGUUUGUAAAUAAUGCAGUGGAUAUUGCUCAGAGCCCUCCAUAUUUCCCAUAAUGCUUGUCUAUUUUUAUAGGUCACUGUGUACAUACUGGUGAGAGAAAAGUGGUCAUUUUACUAACUUGGAAUAAAUCCAAAAUAAAAAUCAAAAUAAUUUCAAA